AGUAUUGUUCCCAGAAUCUUGGAGCAGAUGUGGCUGGUUUCUGAAGGAUGAGUACAAGAAAAUAUUAAUGGUGCGGCAUUGGACUUGUGGCAGUGACUUCAGAACUAUAAGUAUGGUUGUUACUUUUCUUCAUAUGUGAAAGAUUGGCUUAGUUUCUAGUCUGAGGAAAAUAACCAGCAAACAUAAGAGCAGCUUGGUUUGUCAAACAAGAUUCAUUUUUCAAGACUUUGCUUCUGCUUCCUCAUGAAUUAGUCUUCUGUUUCUGCUGUGGCAAAUCUGGGAAGGGUCACCUAGAACGUUCUUGUCAUAUCUCUGCAGCCCAAGGUAAACCAGACUACAGUACAUCGUUGGUUAAUUACUACAUCUUUCCUAAACUAUUUCUGUACUCAUCAGAAAACAAACUGGUGAGAAAUUCCAGAAGGGUGUCUGUGUCCCCUAAAACAGCCUCUGUUAAUGGGUGGCUCUCCAGAUGUGGUUGGAGUACAACUCACAUCAUCUCUCACUACUGGCUGGGACUGAGGGGAAUUGCAGUUCAACAGGCUCUGGAGUGCCACCCAUUAGCCACCCAUGUGCUAGUUAUUUGCACUGAAUUCUUUUCACCUUCUUGUUUGUAGCCCUCUUUCUAUGCAGAUCAUGUAUCCAACUUUGUUCUGAUUUGGAAUGUCUCUAUGAUGCAACUAUCAUGUGACUAUCUCUCUUGUUUCUGAAAAAUAAGCAGGGCUAUGAUCAAAAGCACAGUGGCUUUAAUACUCUUCUUAUUCUUGAGAAGGAAAUUGUUAAAGUCUUCCUUUUAAGAAUUGGGAAAGAUCAUUCCAUGGGGAUAGUUGUAGAAACUGUUUUGUUGAUACACCUGUCAAUUCAUGUUGUGCUGAAACGCAAUCUUAUGGUACAUACAUAUCAUUUCUUGUUAAGUUUCUCAGCUAUAUUCAAAUGACAGGCCAGGCCAGGCCAGGCCAGCCCAGCCAAUAAUUGUUCUGCAUGACUAACCUUAGAAUUCUUUUAUAGUUUUCCGUUACCAUAGAGAUCUCUAUGGGCUUUGCCCAGCCCUGCAGUGAACAUAUCCCAAGUAAUUAAACAAACAGAAACACGCUAAGGCUAAGUAUCUGUUACUCGGGCCGUUGCUGCCGUCAUCAUCUUUGGAGAAAAGGCUAACAUAAUUGACAAGGAAAAAACAGAAAGCUAUGAUGGACAAAAGAACAUAUGUUUGCCUUGUAGUCUCCAUCAUACUGAAGACAGUUUCACUUCAGACUACAAACUACAUCCCAGCAAUGAAUACCACAUCUAGGACUGAAAGGCUGACCGUUUCCAGUACAGAAGCAGGCAACAUCACUAUACUGCAGAAUGGAAGUGCCAGCUUGAGUACAUUCGCAACAACAGUGAAUAUUACCAACUUUCCUACGCUUCUACAAAGCACUCAUUCUCCUCAUACAGAAACAUCAGCUAUGACUGCUGAAGCCAAAACUGAGAUGACAUUUCCAACAGAGUCAUUCUCUACUAAUUCUACACAUCAAGCCACAGUUGAAGAUUUCAAUGUCACAACUUCAGCUACCACAUUAAAACCGACAGUCCAGCCUUCUAGUACUGCACCACCUAUCACCAGCAAGGGCUACCUUUCAGUUUCAGCAAUUCAGUUUCCAGCAGAAGGAGCUGGUUUGAGCAAUUCAGAUACCAUCCUAACCAUAUUUUUUGCCAUUGUUCUCGCACUGACAAUUCUCGGAUUCAUUAUAUAUAUUUUCAAUAAAUAUCGAAAACGAAGAGACCAAUUUUCCCAUCAUCCACUUUAUGAUGCCUCUUUUGAAACAGUGGACAGAUAUGCUACUCCAGAUGACACACUUGUAAUAUCAGGAGGCUUAUAUGAUGCACCAAGAAUUUCUAAUUCCAACAUGACAGUGUAUGACGAUGAUGAGCUUCAGAUUGAUCAGUUACCAUUUAGUGCUCAACCUGGACAAUACAGACUGGAGUUUUGGCCUGGUGAAAAAGAAGUGGACUUUUCUUCAACUUAUGAGGGAACAUUUCAAAUACCACCAGGAGGCAUAUAAUUGUUGGAGCACAGGAACUCUUUUAAAGUGGCUUCAAUAAAUAUUUGAACUUCUAUCCAGCUCAAUAAAAAUAAGAAAAUAAAAUUAAUAAAGUAUAUUUAUUUGAAAACAAGGAACACUUCCAGCAGUGGAAUACAGUUAUCUGCUAUUCAGUGACAACGAAUGACUUUCAAUUUCAUUGGUAGUAUUGUGCUUAAUUAAAUAACAAGAGCCUUUUCUGAUUCGUUCUUUCACUAACCUUACAUUUCUAAUCUGUUUAUGUUAACAUAUACAUGCAAAUGAGCAUGCAGGAGAGGAUUGGCAGAGGACUUAGUGGAUAACUAUUUCAUUCUUCGGUGCCCUGCUGGUCCUUAGCUGAUCAUAGAAUGCUAUGCAUUGGUCAUUACUUACAACCCUGAUCAAGCCUACCAUGUAUGCAUCCAGAUAACCUUUUCUCCUGAUGGCCCUGUGCAAAAGUACUCUAGAUCCAGCAAGGGAGGGAUGGGAAGAAAGAGGACUCUACUGAGCCCUACAUUGAUUCUUUUCCACACAUGCACCUGUACCUACAGGAGAUAGAUCAGAACAUAAGUUCUUGGGGAAGCUUAUAAUAUUUAAAUUAUUCCAACACUUCCUGCCCUUUUAACAGACUCAGGACACCCUAUCUUU
This is a messenger RNA of Podarcis raffonei (Aeolian wall lizard), 2684 nucleotides long. RefSeq lists its product as uncharacterized. The record is from RefSeq and is a predicted model, not a curated record. Bases 1182 to 2039 code for a protein of 285 amino acids. Lineage: Eukaryota; Metazoa; Chordata; Lepidosauria; Squamata; Lacertidae. The transcript is spliced from 4 exons.